CUGCCCCCCUGCUGGAGGACGGUAAGGAGCAGCUGAUGUUCGAGGUGCCCCUGAACGACUCAGGCUCGGCCGGUUUGGGGUGAGCCUGAAGGGGAACCGGUCCCGCGAAACGGGGGAGGACCUGGGCAUCUUCAUCAAGUCCAUCAUCCACGGCGGGGCGGCCUAUAAGGACGGCCGUCUGCGGGUGAACGACCAGCUGAUUGCGGUUAACGGGGAGUCCCUCCUGGGGAAGUCCAACCACGAGGCCAUGGAGACGCUGCGCAGGUCCAUGUCGAUGGAGGGCAACCUGAGGGGCAUGAUCCAGCUGGUGGUGGGCCGCACCCUCCAGCGACCCGGACAGGAGAGCUAUGAGCAGCUGGCGCCCCUGAGCCGGGCCAUGGACUCCGCCCCCGGCCAGGCCCCGCUGGGCAUCAUGGGUAAUGGGACCGCCAUGCCCUCCACGAUAUUGAACAGUGUCUACGAGAGGUCUGCAGCUCCUGACAUGGUGCCAAACGGGCGAUACUACCACAUGGAGGAAGAGGAGGAUGAGGACGAGUUCCCCCCGCCACCCUCUUCUGCCGCUCAUUUGGAGGAGGACGCCAGCCUCCAUCGCCCACACGCCUGGAGUCCAAACCUGGAGCCCGGCUCGUACCCCCCAGAGCCCCUGCACCCUGCCACCCAGCUGCAGUCCAGGCAGGCCGAGCACCACCACGUCAAGUCCUCCAAAAGCAUGGACCUUGUGGCUGAUGAAAGCAACAUGAGAUCUCUGGCAGGGCACAAGUCAGCAGAGACGGCGCUGUCGGGGGCAGAGCUGGGCCCCACCCUGGGGCUGAAGAAGUCGAGCUCGCUGGAGAGCCUGCAGACGGCGGUGACGGAGGCGGCCAGGAAGAGCGAGCUGCCGUUCCACCGGCCGCGGGCCCACAUGGUGCGCGGCCGCGGCUGCAACGAGAGCUUCAGGGCCGCCAUCGACAAGUCCUACGACGGCCCGCCGGAGCUCGACGAAGACGACCUCUCGGACCCCAGUUCGGGACGGGACACCCCCGCCAGCGGGUCCUCCAGGCAGGGCCUGGCAGACACGGAGGAGGGGAAGAAAGACAAGAAGAAGAAAGCCAAAGGCAAGAAGAAGGAGAAGAAAAGCAAAGGGAAGGAGAAGGAGAAGAAGAAAGGGGAGGAUGGAGAGGAACAGGACAAGAAGACGAAGAAGAAAGGAUUUGCAUUGUUGAGGUACGGGAUGGAGAUCUGUUAA
This is a messenger RNA of Conger conger (European conger), 1225 nucleotides long. Its product is annotated as partitioning defective 3 homolog B-like. Gene Ontology annotation, biological process: cell adhesion; establishment or maintenance of epithelial cell apical/basal polarity; microtubule cytoskeleton organization. The transcript has 9 exons. Gene Ontology annotation, cellular component: adherens junction; apical plasma membrane; cell cortex. Gene Ontology annotation, molecular function: phosphatidylinositol binding. Lineage: Eukaryota; Metazoa; Chordata; Actinopteri; Anguilliformes; Congridae. Bases 248 to 1225 code for a protein of 325 amino acids. The record is from RefSeq and is a predicted model, not a curated record.